AUGCCACCCGACGGAAGGGAUGCACUGGCGGACUUUGCGUCUGCUUGCGAGGGCAAGGGCAGAGCGUGGCGCGCCGAAGGCGACGCCGCCGUGCGACUCGAGUGGCGGGAAGCCAAGACCAUGAACGCAGACGUGACGGCGACCAUGGCGCGGAUGAGUCUCACGCUCCACGACACGAUCGGCUUCACCGACGCGUGCGCCACCGACGGCAGCUUUGCCCCGCGCGGGGAGGCCGGGGAAGGCCUCGCCGCAUGGGGAGUGUGGCACGGGGUCGGCGACGACGGCACACCAACAGCAUACGGAGGGGCGCUACCGCCAGGAAGCAGCAUCGCCGACGCCGAGCUCACCGCGAUCGACGCCUGCAUGCUCAGGGCAGAGGCCAGCCCACGGGGCACAGAGGCCCCCAGGCUGCUCAUCCUCAGCGACUGCAACCCCGUCAUCGAAGCAGUCCAGACGGCGGAACAGACAGGGAGCGCCUGGCACCUGUACAAACAUCACCGUCCAGCCCUGCUCGAACGAAUCAGCCUCAGGGCGGCAAGGUGGCGACGGGCGGGCGGAGACCUCGUCAUCCAAUGGGUGUGCGCCCACUGCGGCGUCUUCCCGAACCACUACGCCGAUGUCGUCGCCAAGGCCUACCUCGGGCGCAAAGUGGAAGACCCAUACGACGGCAAACUGGCUCGGGAGGCGUCCCUGAUCGCAUACGGGCAACAGAGGAGAGACGGAACGGUCAGCUGGGCAGGCGGACAGCGCAAGCUACGCGGGCUCGUGCAACAAGGGCUCGAACGGUUCACCAUCCGCGAAGCCAUCACGAGCGCGGGGCACGACGUCGGCAACCUCAUCGUCCACAUGCCGGAGGAGCUACCGCACGCGUGGCCGUGGGAACACGGGGGCGCGUGGACAGAGCUGCUCGAGUCUACCGGAAGGGCCAGCGACGGCGGCGGCUCCAAGCUGCAAGCCACCAGCCUAGGCGCAAUCAUGCGAGUCAGGAGCGGACAGCUCGGGCUCGGCGAACUCGACUACAAGGACGACGCCGGCAGGGCGGCCAUGGAGGCGCUCGCAGAGGUCUGGAGGGCACCCAGGGGACGCCAGCUGGCUGGAGAGCUCGUCCACAGCCUAGAGAUGCUGUACGACAUCAUCGAGCGACCCGAGGGCGGCGGCAGCAGCGCCUACAAGGGAGCAGUCAAACAGGCGCUCGACGUCGCCGCGGCGCUCACCACGGCGGGCAAUAACCUACCCAGCGUCGAACAGUGGCGGCGGUUCAGGGCGGCGGCGUCGGGAGCCCUCCCCGCCCCGACACAACGCGAACGAGCGGCCACGAGGGCGAGAAUGGCGGCAACGGGCUAUGUACCACCCCCCACGCGAGGGGGGCGCGACGGCGAGCGCCUCACCGCGAUGCAGGUGGCGGUGCGAGAGGCGACCAACGCAGCCAGGAAGGCCGCAAAGACGAUUACGUGGACGGCCAUCGAAUGGCGCAAGACGAACGCGCCCGAGACCGCCAGCCCGAAGCGCGACACGAGCGGGGGUGCACACAGCGGCGGACAGGGGGACGCCGAGCCUUCGAUAAGGGUGGUCGUCGCUGGAAGCCGACGAGCGGAGACGCGCGACACGGGAGCGGACACAGUCCCGCGCCCCUUGCCAGUCAACAUCAUGAGAGGCACCGGGCUCGGCAACCCAUUCCCCAUGGGGAAGAGAGGCACCGACGAGGCGCUGCGCGACCAGGUAUGCGAGGCAUUCGACACGUGGCUCCGGCUGCGCACCGUUCCCGCCUCAGCCGUGCGGGACACCAGAUCCACGCCAGCGCUCAUCCGACAGGCCAACGGGCAGCCCUUCUCACAGGAGAUCGCCCCUCGACGCUCCGACGAAGCUAGGACGGGGAACGACGCCGUCGCGGCGAUGCGGGCCGCGCUGAACGGCCGCGGCAACGCCAAGGUGGUGCGGCUCGGAUGCUCGCCCUCGUGUCGAGAGGGGAGGCUGUGCCACGGGGACAGCCUCGCAGCCAUGGCGCGAGAGCUCAUCAGCGUACGAGACGAGCGGCGUAGAGAGGGGCAGCAACGCGGAGACGCCCCAAAGCCACGCAAGCCGAGGGCAGACAAAGGGGUGCCGAGAGGCCCGCGAGCCCUCAAAGGCACACAGGCAUACCAGAUCGGGCACCUCAGUCUACUACGGUUUCGGCACGGGCGCGAGAGGCAAGUGUCACAACGGACCCUCGACGCGGUGCGCGAGGCGCAGGGAGCCGGGGUCGAGCCGUGGAACACGGCCGAGCACGACAAGGCCGUCCACAAUCCGGCGCCCGAAGGCGGGACGAGGGACUCGAUGGAGAGCGAGCCGCAAGAGAGCGAGACGUACGACGACGAGGGAGCCAACGAGAGAGAUAGGAGCGCCUCGGCGGACGACGAGAUGGCCUUUAUCGACGAUGCGUUCUUCGAGCUUCCCGACGUGGCAACGGAGGAAGAGGCGGAGGGCCGGGGGAGCCAGAGUCAGCACAGCCAGCAGAGCCAGGGGGGCGAGAGCGAGGGGAGCCAGAGCAGCCAGGGCAGCCAACGGGCGCGCGCGAGGAGAGAACGGCGGAACCAGCUCGCGGCGCAGCGGUUCAUGGAUCGAAUACGAUUCGAACUUCGGCUCGGGCACAGGGGAACCGAAUCUAGUCAAGCCCGCGCCGGCCAAGACAACGACGACAGCGACGAUGGCGCAAGGAGCGACGACGAGGAGACACCCGACCGAGCAGCAGAGCCAGGACCGAGCGAGCAACCACCCGAAACGGGCCAGCCGAACGAUGGCAGCCAGACAGACGACGAAUUUACAGUGAUGGACGUAGACGAAGAACAGCCAGAGUACGAGGCAUCCCAGCCGCCGAGGAAGCGGGGGCGAUUUGAAAACGAACGUAGCGGUUCGAUGAGUCAGGGGGAGGGGGCGAGCAGGCAACAGGAAGAGGAUGGAGAGCCGCUGACGAAAGCCCAGAGACAGCGCCAGCGCAACCGAGUGCGGGGAUCACCCCGAAAGCCAACCAACAAAUUCUCUGGCCUCAGCUGA
Messenger RNA from Emiliania huxleyi CCMP1516, 3030 nucleotides. RefSeq lists its product as hypothetical. Bases 1 to 3030 code for a protein of 1009 amino acids. Gene Ontology annotation, molecular function: nucleic acid binding. The record is from RefSeq and is a predicted model, not a curated record. Lineage: Eukaryota; Haptophyta; Isochrysidales; Noelaerhabdaceae. The transcript has 2 exons.